CAACAUUUGAAGCUUCCAAUCCAAUGAUAAUACACUGAACAUCGAAGCUCUCAACCCAUUCAUCUACGGCCUUGUUCUCACCACUUACCAAUCCUCGCUUGCACCAUUUUUACAAACUAAUACUGCUCAACUCUCAACAUGGCACAGGGGUACAGCGUCUUCGUCGGCCUCGCCAUCGUAGUGGCCCUGUCCGUCGCCGCAUGGUUCUUCUCUCCCAAGGGCGAGAACCAGACGACCUGGCGCUCCUCCCUCAUCCUCGCCUUCAUCAGCUGCUACCUCAUGUGGUUCAUCACCUUCAUGGCCCAGCUGCACCCCCUGAUCGAGCCGAGACGGUCCAAUGUCCGCGAGGGAUUCCAACACGAAUAAGCUCGAGGCCCGCGUACUUGGUAUGCGAGCGCUGUCCGCCCGCCCAACUCCUUACCUACCAAGCCAUCGCGUUCUCCGACCAGGAAAAAUACAUAUACGACGCGCAAUUGCAGCUUCCGUUGGGGGUGAAGGUCAAGGGGGAGGGGGGGAAGAAUGGGAAGGGUUAUGGAACAUUGUUACAUGUGUAAGAGCUAGGAAGACAGGGAGUGGGAGUGGACGCGAUAACACGGGAUAGCCUUUUGGAGAAAGGCGAAAGAUGGCAUAAUCCUACUGCUGCUGCUACUACUACUGCGAUUGAAGGAGAGAGAGAGAGAGAGCUCGCCGGAGCCGGACAGCACGGGGCGGGACUCGACUGUACAAAUAUCUACUUACUUACCCCAUUGUUCUAACAUGGCUUCAUUGGGCGUUCGGGAGAGACGGGAAAUAUACAAUGCUGUUUUAAAUAAGAAAAGCUGCGCGAAUGUAUGUAUGUAUGUAUGUAUAACGGGUGUGCAAUGGACAUUCAAACAUCGAGAAAGUCACGUUGGGAGGCUCAAUUUUAUGGAUGAAUGCACUUUA
This is a messenger RNA of Hypoxylon fragiforme, 924 nucleotides long. RefSeq names its product ATPase, V0 complex, subunit E1/e2. Gene Ontology annotation, cellular component: vacuolar proton-transporting V-type ATPase, V0 domain. Gene Ontology annotation, biological process: vacuolar acidification; proton transmembrane transport. Bases 139 to 366 code for a protein of 75 amino acids. NCBI's taxonomy places the organism in Eukaryota, Fungi, Ascomycota, Sordariomycetes, Xylariales, Hypoxylaceae. The record is from RefSeq and is a predicted model, not a curated record. The transcript has 3 exons. Gene Ontology annotation, molecular function: proton-transporting ATPase activity, rotational mechanism.